AUGCAGGAUCCGGUGCUCCAGGCGCAGACGGCAUCAGAGCCGCUGACGCUCGACGAGGAAUACGAGAUGCAGCAAAGCUGGCGCGACGACGACGAUAAACUUACGUUCAUUGUGAUGGCGCUCACGCACGACGUACCGCGCAACGUCGAUACGACGGCUCUCCUCUCGGCCUGCGCCAUGGUCGGCGACGUGAAUGUAUUCCUUACCCCCCACUACGGCGACGACGAGGAUGCACCACCAAGCACGUACGCAGAGAUGGAAGUGAUGAUUGCGGAACAUGCAUGGCGCCGUCGCGGUCUUGGACGCGAGGCGGUGCAGAUGCUCCUGCAUUACAUUACGCAGGCGGCGGGACCGCCGUUUCCCCUUGAUCCUAGUUGCCUAUUUGCACGAAUUUCUAUGAGCAACGCGCCGUCGAUCGCCCUAUUUGAGCAGCUCGGCUUCCAAGUUGUAAAGGAAAACACAGUGUUUGAGGAGGUGGAAAUGACCGUCGUGGACGCCGCGCGUCUGCAAACCAUAGCGCCGGUGGCCGUGCUGGCGUGGCCCUAG
This is a messenger RNA of Malassezia sympodialis ATCC 42132, 546 nucleotides long. Its product is annotated as GNAT family N-acetyltransferase. Gene Ontology annotation, molecular function: N-acetyltransferase activity. Lineage: Eukaryota; Fungi; Basidiomycota; Malasseziomycetes; Malasseziales; Malasseziaceae. The record is from RefSeq and is a predicted model, not a curated record.